Molecule: messenger RNA, 2583 nt
Organism: Lynx canadensis (Canada lynx)
Lineage: Eukaryota; Metazoa; Chordata; Mammalia; Carnivora; Felidae
Exons: 16
Coding region: 1-2583 (860 amino acids)
Source: RefSeq, a predicted model, not a curated record
AUGGUUCUGGGAACGGGGGAGCAAACAGCAAAGGUAGUCCGGGAACAGGCCUUUGUGCGUCUUUUCUGCGCGCUGCGCCCCCGUUCUUCCGACACCUCUGACUCCUUUGAAGAAACCCUUUCGCUCGGGGAGGUUGUGGCCAGGAAAAUCCGCUGGCAGCUGGGGGACCACGUCCAGGUGACGUCGGCUGAUCCGUACGUAGUGAGCGGAGAGCUCCUCCUUGGGUUCGCGUGUCUGCGCGGGCGUGGGGAGGACAACGUGGGCGUGUACGUGCACGGGGAGGGCGACGUGCGUGGGGACGACGACGUGCGUGGGGACGACAACGUGAGGGCGCACGGGCCUGGGGAGGAUGGUGUGGGCGUGCACGAGCAUGGGGAAGGCCACCGGGGAGUGUUACUCGCUGGGGCGGCAGGUGGACGGUUCUCGAUCAGCGACCUGUCCUGGGGAGGUGACUGUCGCCCCGUGACCAGCGGGUGCCGCGUGCUCCCUGGAGAUGCGCGAAUCAGACCUGUGACCCCGCUGCUUACACCCCACCGGGUGGAUGCGGCGCUGUGGCAGAGCGCGUCAGGCACGCCGCGUGACCGCCACGCCUGGGCCUCAGCACGCUUGCUGUCCCUGCUCCUGUUCUCCAGGAACGUUGCUCAGGGAGAUGGCAUUAAAGAUGCCACGGCCACCCCAGUGACCGAGCGCGGGGGCCCGAGUCGGCCCCGGCAGGACCCGCAGAAGCACCCGCUCAAGCAGGACCCGGAGGAACGGUCCCAGAGCCGCCUGAUCUGCAGUCACCGGUUUCUCCAGCAUUCAGGCCACCUUCAAGCAGGCCCCGAGGCCCAGCACGCAGGACACGCUGCGCAAACAGCCCCAGCCUGCACUGCGCAGGCCCCGAGGCCCAGCACGCAGGACGCGCUGCGCAAGCAGCCCCAGCAUGCACUGCGCAGGCCUCGAGGCCCAGCAGGCAGGGUGCGCUGCGAGAGCCGCCCCCCGCCCUCCGGCCCCAGCCCCCAGCAUGCACUGCGAGGGCCUCAGCAUCCCAGCAGCCUCGAGGCCCCAGGCUGGCCGGCGGUUACGAGCUGGAAGGGUAGCGGCGCCGACCCUCCCCUCGGGGCUGUCCUCGCCCGGCUCUCUCUCCGGCGUGUGCCGGCCGGACCUUCACCUCUUGGCCCGAAAAGCGGCCGAAGCGGCCGUGCGGCCACGUCGCUGUGGCCUGUUAUUUCAGAGUCCUGUUUAGAAAAAAAAAAUAUCAAAAAUAUACCCAUUGACGUGAUGACAGAUGAAGACAUGAACCGGGAGAAAAGCAACACAAAAGCAAGGCUUCAGAAAUACGAGGAACAGGAGUAUGGAGAAGACACAUCAUCAGAGACUCAACCAGCUAAAGCAGCAGCAAAGGAAACCUUAGAAUAUAAAACACUUGAAACAUUUUCUGGAGCCUUGAAGUCAGGACAGACAGAAGAGUACCUUCAAGAAAGUAGAACUCUGCAGGAGCUUUCAAAGCCAGUUCCUCAUAAGAAGAAAGAGGUAUCAAAGGAAAAAAAGGGCCCAACUAACGCUUGUCCAAAAGUUAAGAAGAAAAGGCUUGCGUCGUAUGAUAGGACAGAACCGGAGGAUGAUGAUGUGACAAGACAUAUUAUAAGGCUACGAGAAAAGUUUGGCUGGCAAACAAUGUUACCGCAGCGCUGUUUGGAGUACAAAAGUUCCAAACUUGCAGUUCAGAAGAUUAUUCUAAAGGAACCUUUAAAAGAUGAUGGAGAAUUUGUAUAUUGCCUUUCUCGGAAAAAUCGUAAAGGUGUCUGUAAUCCGUAUGACCUCCAGGUGGUCUCUGCUCACAGAGCUAGACAUGGCAAAGAAUUCUGGAUUAUUACAGCAUCAUCUGUCUCCAAGGUUACUGACGUAGGUGGCGUAGAAGAAGUAGAAUCUGUACCGACUGUGGAAUGGCUUUUAGAAAGAACGUGUUACCAUUUAUUGCAGCAGUUCAGGAUCUUUUCCAAGUUUCGAAUUAAUAAAGCAUUUGUUACUUGGAAAUUGAAUGUUAGAAGAAUUAAGACAGAGAAGAGCAGGUCAUUUUUGUGCCGCCGUCUUUUUGGGGCUGAUGAGUUAUUUCAAGGCUGUCUGCUCUACGUAAAGGGACUUUGUGAAGAUGCAGUUGAUUGCAGACAUGGAAAAGAAUACGAAGAAACUCCAUCUGCCAUUUGCCUCAUCAAGCUGGAUAGGUCCCGAACGUAUUCUCUGGAUGGAUUUUGUGAAGAACAGGCACGGCAGGCUACCCAGGCAGUGAAACAGCUUGAGGAUAUCAGAGAGAAGGCUGUUUGCGAAAUGAAACGUACAUUUUUAAAGGUGGCAGAAAAGAAAGAAAUUAAAGAAUAUUUUGAGUCAAACCUCUCUGAAGACUACACAACACAUUUCAAGCUGCCUGAAUAUCGACGUUUAUUAGAAACAAUUUUGAGGUUUCUGAUGCUGGUUGACUACAUAUUUCAGGAACUCAUCCGUCAACUGAUGAACACUGCCGUCACACUGCUUUUGGAAUUAUUUAAUAAUUCUGCUAGAGUGCCAUUUUCAAGGGAAAGAAAGAAUGAAAAUCUCAUCAAGUAA